AUGAUGGACGGAAAUGAUAUAGCCUCGGAAACCAACAGAAAAGGUGUUAUAUCUCAGGCAUGGACCCGAUUGUCACAGAUUUAUCAAGGUCUUCUAGACAAAUGGACGCCACACACUAAAAGUAGAUGGGUGGCAUCUUUUCUUCUUCUAAUGAUAUUUAUCUUGCGAAUAUUUUUAAAACAAGGCUGGUAUAUAGUCACUUAUGCAUUAGGAAUAUAUCACUUAAAUCUGUUUAUUGCAUUCCUCACACCAAAAAUUGAUCCUGCUAUGGACUUUGAUGCAGAAGACGAAAAUGGUCCAGCUCUGCCGACAAGAGCAUCUGAAGAAUUUAGACCAUUCAUAAGGAGACUGCCGGAAUUCAAAUUUUGGUUAUCCGUUACCAAAAGCACAUUAAUAGGCUUUUGCUGUACAUUUAUUGAUGCCUUUAAUAUACCUGUAUUUUGGCCUAUACUAGUAAUGUAUUUCAUCACUUUAUUCUGCUUAACCAUGAAGAGACAAAUUAAGCAUAUGAUUAAAUACCGCUACCUACCAUUCACUCACAACAAACCGAAAUACAGAACAGUGGAUUCAUCUGUGACUGUAAACUGA
Danaus chrysippus (African queen) is the source of this 588-nucleotide messenger RNA. The record is from the annotation of a GenBank genome assembly. Lineage: Eukaryota; Metazoa; Arthropoda; Insecta; Lepidoptera; Nymphalidae.